Molecule: messenger RNA, 513 nt
Organism: Ostreobium quekettii
Lineage: Eukaryota; Viridiplantae; Chlorophyta; Ulvophyceae; Bryopsidales; Ostreobiaceae
Source: the annotation of a GenBank genome assembly
AUGGCGCUGUCCCACCGCCAGUACAUCGACGCCCUGCGGGAGGCCCUGGGCCCUGCGCUGUGCGUGCGGGGAUUCCCCUGCCAGGACGUCGAGCGCCACAACAAGCCUGAGGUGGAGUACCAGAGCAGCGGGGAGCUGCUGCUGGAGCCCGUGACGGUGGCGCGCAGCGACGGCGCGAGGGUGCUCAUCGAGGGCGCCAUAAACUCCGUGAGGGUCAGCGUCAAGAUCAAGCAGUCAGACGCCCUGGAGCAGAUCCUGGUGCGCAUGUACAUGCGCUUCCUCAUGCAGCGCGCCGAGAGCUUCGAGAUCCUGAGGCGCGUGCCAGUGGAGGACUACGACAUCAGCUUCCUCAUUACCGACGCGCACUGCCUGCGCAUGAGCAGGCGGGGCCUGCAGGAGUUCAUAUGCGGCCUGGUGGCCGACAUGGACGCCGAGAUAAGCAGGCUGAAGCUGGCCGUCAACACGCGGGGCAGGGCGGUGGCCAGCGAGUUCCUGCGGUCCAUGACGGCCUGA